UGUCCGAGAGGCGAUGGGUACAGUAGUCCAGUGAAAACUCUCCCUUAAAGACUACAUUCGGCAAAAUGUCGAGCAGUUUACAGGGUUUGUAAGUGAAGGGGGAGAUCAAGAGGACGUCUCGGCGACUGACCAGUCACCAAGUUCCUGCUGGAUAACUGCCUCCCCACCCCCACCUUCCCUGCAGGACUUUCUGGACAGUGCGAGGCUGGAGCUGCUGAGCACACCUGAACACCAGGGAGAUUUUGCAGCCCGGCCUGCAGUCACCCGCAUCUGCUGAUCUUCUCCUGAACGCUCUGGCUGCGUCCUUGACGCAAUCAUGCGGUGUGAUUCGCCCAUAAAGCUGCAUGUCUUCUCCCUCAACUGCUGGGGCAUCCGCUACCGCAGUCUGCAUUGCACUGAGCGCUAUGACAUGAUCGCCGACCUGCUGGCCAGAGAGGGACAUGAUAUUGUGCUGCUGCAGGAGGUGUGGAGCGAGAAGGACUUCCUGUUCUUGAAGAAACGGCUCGCCUGCUGUCAUCCGUACUCCCAUUACUUUAAGAGUGGCGUCAUAGGAAGCGGCCUGGCUGUCCUCUCCAAGCACAGCAUCAAGGACUCGUUACUCUUCCGCUACUCGCUGAACGGAUACCCCUACAUGUUGCACCAUGGAGACUGGUUUGGCGGGAAGGCCGUGGGGCUGGUCGUCAUGAACAUCCAGGGAUGGACGGCACACGUCUACGUCACGCAUCUCCACGCCGAAUACUACCGGGAGCAGGACACGUACUUGCCGCACAGGGUGGUGCAGGCCUGGGAGCUGCAGCAGUUUGUCCGCCACACCUCCUGUGGGGCGGACCUGGUCAUUCUGGGGGGCGAUCUGAAUAUGCACCCCCAGGACCUGGGCACCCGACUCUUACGGACAUACACGGGUCUCCGAGACUGCUUCGUCGAGACGGAUGGUUUUGACGGUUGUGAGGAAGGCUUCACCCUUAUAGCAGACAACCCCUUCACAGACAGGAAGGAGCUUCUCCCCUUUGAGAAAGGCAUCCGGAUUGACUACAUCCUCUUCAAGGGGUCCGACAGGGUGUGCGUGAAGUGUGAGUUCCUGUCCACCACCAAGGGCUCAGUUCCUGGGAAACCCUUCCCGUAUUCGGACCAUGAGGUCCUGAAUGCCGUCCUGCUUGUGCAGCCAGGCGGGGGCGCCGUGAAGAGCUGCGUGGAAGACGACGACACGGUGGGCCUGGCCGAAUUGGUGAACACGGUAACGGAGGCUCGCACUGAAGUGAAAGUGGGCCUGCACUGCGCCCAGCGCAUGCUGCACACAGUGACUCGCACGGGGGCACUGGGGCUCGCCCUGCUGCUGCUGGAGCUGGCCAUCGCCGCCGUGCCCUACCUGGCCCCCGCCACCGGGCAGCCCUUCCCGCAGGCCUCCUUCUACCUGCUGGGGGCGCUGUGCUUCAUCAUCCUGCUCGGAUCCCUGCUGCUCUUCAUCUUCCACAGCAUGCAGGUGAAGGCCCUGCAGGGCGCCGAGGACCAGAUGCGGCUGGCGGCCGGCGGGCUGCAGGAGAAGCUGCGCGGGCAGCCCCUGUGCCGCGAUGGGCACCCCCCAGGGGAAGCUGCAGGCGCCAAAGCCGUCGGUGAAGACAGAGAGCCCAACUCUGACUCCAUUUCAUAAACGAAUCACUCCGUGAGAGACCGAGAGGGUUAGGAAUAGCACAGAUGUUUUAAGUGAAGCCGAAAUUAAGUCUCUUUUAAAUUCUUUCAUUUUCAUUGUUCACUUUCAGGAGAAGCACUGUGGAGUCUUAUUUGUGUGUCUUCUGGUUUUGCUUCAUGGUUUUGCUCCCUGGACCAAAACAAUCCCACCAUAUCGGCAGGUGGUAUUCAGCGACGUCGUGCCACAUGGUGGAUCCAUGUUCGGCAAGCGUUAGGCUCACAUGCUGAGCAGAGUGCGUGCAGGACGCAGCAGUCUCAGUCAGGGGGUCCUGCUCCCGAUGAAGGGGACUGAGGGGGGGGAUCGGUCACUUCUUGUCUCAGGUCAUCCUCCCGCUUUCUCACCAGAUUUACACUCCUUGAUUCCUCCCCCCCCUCCAUGUAGUCCCGGAACCCCAGGCCGGGUUCCUCAGGCUAGGCCAAGACCCAUUUCCUUAAACCUGCCCCAUUCGCUCAGGUCGCAGGAAGCUACAGCCACUUCGGGGAUCCAUCUCCAUGCUGCCUCUGCAGUUCGUCACACGUGGCUCAACCUGCCGACAGCAGCUCGUAGAAAAAUAUAAGGCAUUCUUCGUAAACGUCCUGGAACUUUCACUCCAUAUCACUGUACUGUACUGCUAUCGUUUUUGGUAUGUUGUGGCUCUGGCUCAUUUCUUGUACUUCAGACCAGACUGAACGGCCCCUUCCUUCAGACAAACAUUUCAUAGAAUGUUUAGUGGGGUGACGGAAGUUAACUUGAUACGCGUCGGCUGGUUUAUGUCAGAAAAACUGGUCGACCGAUUACCUUGUCUGCAUUUCAUAACAAAUAAUAAUAUUAUGACUAAUUAGUUCAAUUAAUUAGUCUUAAGAAGUAGCUUUGCAGUGAAAUGCUACUAAUCUACCAAAUGUACGUAACUUUUCGUUCUUUGUCGCGAAAUGGCACAAGAUCCGUGUCUGAGCACUUGAAAUACUUGGUAUAUACUGUUAUCUUGCAUUCCUGGAUAGGCUCUGUGUACAUACACACACAAAAAGAAGCUGGGAGAUUUACGAGUCUCGUGAGAAGUAUGAAAGCUCUGCUGCUUCCGCAUUUCUGCUUGGGAAAACGGAGUGAAAUGAAAAUAAACGCUCCUUAAGACCUCA
Molecule: messenger RNA, 2799 nt
Organism: Brienomyrus brachyistius
Lineage: Eukaryota; Metazoa; Chordata; Actinopteri; Osteoglossiformes; Mormyridae
Gene: smpd2a
Product: sphingomyelin phosphodiesterase 2a
Exons: 12
Coding region: 317-1648 (443 amino acids)
Cellular component (GO): cytoplasm
Molecular function (GO): sphingomyelin phosphodiesterase activity
Source: RefSeq, a predicted model, not a curated record